CACCAAGCCUCUCCCUCACAGAGAGAGAGAGUGUGUUAUUUCUGCUUUUGCCUCAAAGGAGGAACAAGGAAAUCAGACUUCAGUUAGACAAAGUCUCUGCCUUCAUAAUGGAUUCAGUCUUUUCUGUGUUUGGAUCCUUUAUGGAUUGGGAUGUCAAAGGUCUGCUGCUUUUUCUGGUCAUUUUCAUCCUCACUGCAGAUUAUAUUAAGAACCGUCGGCCGGCCAACUUCCCUCCAGGACCCUGGUCAUUCCCUAUUGUGGGCAGCAUAUUCACUCUGGAUCACAACAGGACUCAUGAAAUUUUCACACAGUUAGCAGGGAGAUACGGAGAUGUCUUCAGUCUGCGACUGGGCCAGAAGCGGAUAGUGGUGUUGAACAAGUUCAAGGUUAUUAAAGAAGGUCUAGUAAAUCAUGGAGACGGCCUGUCAGACCGCCCAGACCUCCCUAUAACGCAGGAUACAACCUAUGGACUAGGUAUAAUUUUCAGUAAUGGGCACAUAUGGAAGCAACAGAGACGUUUUGCACUUUCAACCCUCAGAUAUUUUGGAUUUGGAAAGAAGUCACUUGAACCUGUUAUCUUGGAGGAAGUUACACACUGUGCAAACAUCUUCAGGAGCUUUAAAGGUAAGCCAUUCGGUCCACACCUCAUCAUGAACAACGUUGUCUCUAACAUCAUCUGCUUCCUGGUUUUUGGUCAUCGCUUUGAAUACAGCGAUGAGAAGUUCAAGAGACUGGUGGAGUUGUUUGGCAAAAGUCUUGAGAUUGAAGGCUCCAUUUGGGUUCAAUUGUACAACUCAUUCCCUGUGCUGAUGAGACGUUUGCCAGGACCACAUCAAACAGUAGUGAAUAUCUGGACAUAUGUUAAGGACUUCAUUAAAGAAGAGCUAAAGCAACACAAACAAAACUGGGAUUCCUCAGACCCAAGAGACUACAUCGACUGCUACCUAAAUGAGAUUCAGAAUACUAAGGGGCAGGAAAGCAGCACUUUUGAUGAGGAAGGCCUGAUUAUGAGUGUCUUGGAUCUGUUUGUGGCCGGCUCUGAGACAACAUCCACCACCCUGCGCUGGGCUUUCCUCUAUAUGGCAAAGUACCCUGAGAUCCAGGAAAAGGUACAGGCUGAGAUAGACAGAGUGAUUGGACAGUCCAGACAGCCGUCCAUGGAAGAUCGUGCAAUCCUUCCCUACACUGACGCUGUCAUCCACGAAAUCCAGAGGAUAGGCAACAUAGUUCCUCUUAGCCUACCUCAUAUUACCAACAAGGAAAUCGAGCUGAGAGGCUAUACAAUCCCAAAGGGAGUUGCAGUAGUUCCCAAUUUGACCUCAGUGCUGUUUGACAAGGACGAAUGGGAGACACCCCACAUCUUCAACCCAGGACACUUUCUUGACAAGGAUGGAAACUUUGUGAAGCCAAAUGCUUUCAUCCCUUUCUCUGCUGGUAAGCGGGUCUGUCUUGGGGAAAGCCUGGCCAAAAUGGAGCUCUUCCUCUUCUUCACGUCCUUUAUGCAGCAGUUCACCUUCUCAAUGCCUCCUGGGGUGAAACCUGUGAUGGACUACCGCUUUGGUGUCACUCUGGCACCAGAGCCAUAUGAAUUGUGUGCAACUUCACGCUAAUACCCCUUUUCCUGUUGUCCCCACUUUUUCUGUUGUUUCUGGGGUUAAGGAAUCAAACUAAUAUUUUGCUUGGCCCCACUGAAGACCCCACCCCAUCUCUUUUCAGGCUUUAAAACUGUUGAAAAAGUUUCUUUGCAGUUUUUUGUUUUGAUUGGUUUUGUGUUCCAAGCAGGCCCCAAAUCAUGAUUAGGUUAUGAUAUUUUUGUAAAUCAUUCUUUGCCUCCUGCUUACCUUAAAGCAACAUUGUGUAGAAAUUUGUAUUUUUGCAAUUCAGCUUUAGCGUGUAAUACCUGUGUUGUAAAUACGAACAGUUACAGUUUGUAUGAUAACUUGUGAUCGAAAGACAAGACUCAAGACAUAACAGCCAGAUUAUGUUACUCACUAGUCCAACAAGUUUUUGCAACAGUACAUGAUCUAUUUCAUGAAAACCAAGGUCGUAUAAUUGCAUUUUUGCAGAAUCAUGCUGACAUACAAACAUCCAUUGAUAGAUAACAAGGUCAUGGACAUCUGUGUGCAGGAAAAGACGGCAAUAUCCGGACUGUAAAACAGUAAGAAUAUGAUACACAGUUACACCCUGCAAUUCUGUUAUGUCAAUACAAGCUGCAAGUAAUACAAGUAGAUAAAGAAAGACGAUUGUGUAGUGAGACGAUGAUAUAAGCUUUGUCCUGUCUUUAACAUGGUAAUUUCAAUUUAAAAUCCAAGAUAUCAAACGUUUGUGUCUCUUUUUCGGAAACUUUGAAGUGGACUCUUACAGUAGUACCUUACACUGACAGUUAUUAUAUUAUUAGACAAUCAUUGAGAACAGUUAACAGACUGUGACAAAACUGUACUGUACAAAAAGACAAAAAAAUGUAACAUUUAAUAACUCAACUGCCAUACAUAAUCACGACAAACAUGAAGCAAUUGUUUCUAUUCGAAGAUAAUUGUCAUACAUUAUGUCACAGAUCAAAUAAACAGCCUUUAUGA
Larimichthys crocea (large yellow croaker) is the source of this 2576-nucleotide messenger RNA. Its product is annotated as cytochrome P450 2J6. The transcript has 9 exons. The coding region runs from base 108 to 1610 and encodes 500 amino acids. The record is from RefSeq and is a predicted model, not a curated record. Gene Ontology annotation, cellular component: intracellular membrane-bounded organelle; cytoplasm. Gene Ontology annotation, biological process: xenobiotic metabolic process. Gene Ontology annotation, molecular function: iron ion binding; oxidoreductase activity, acting on paired donors, with incorporation or reduction of molecular oxygen, reduced flavin or flavoprotein as one donor, and incorporation of one atom of oxygen; heme binding. Lineage: Eukaryota; Metazoa; Chordata; Actinopteri; Sciaenidae.